ACCUAGAAGCAAAAGACGCGCUUUCCUCAGCCAAAGCAAGAGCGAGUGUAAAACCUUAAAUAUUCUAUUUGGAGGCUUGAUUCUGACGUUCUGGACUGUGAGACGGUGCUCUCAGGAUCCUGGGCAUAGGCGAAGCUACUGUGAAGCAAACAGGAAAGAGGAAAGAGCCAUGGAGACUGCGUGGAUGCACAAUCUGAGGCAAAGGCAAGUCCUGAUUUUCUUUGUUUUGCUGAGUGUGUCUGAGGCAGGCACGGAGCUGGGUCCCUAUUUCAUACAGGAAGAAAUGGAGAGGGGUUCCUUUGUGACAAAUCUUGGGAAAGAUCUGGGUGUGGAGCUGGCAGAGAUUUCCACCCGCCGGGCUCGGAUCAUUUCCCAGGAAAAUAAAGAGUAUUUGCAGUUCAAUGUUCAGUCUGGAGAUUUGCUCAUAAACAAGAAACUAGAUAGAGAGGAGCUAUGUGGCUCCAUUGAACCUUGUGUUCUACACUUCCAAGUGUUAAUGGAAAACCCUUUAGAGGUAUUUCAGGCUGAACUGAGGGUGAAGGACAUAAACGACCAUUCUCCAGUGUUCAGUGAAAAGGAAAUGAUACUGAGAAUACCAGAAAACAGUCCUCUGGGAAACACAUUCCCUUUAAAUAAUGCUCUGGAUUCAGACGUAGAAAUUAACAACAUUCAGAGCUAUGAAGUCAACUCCAACUCUCAUUUCCUGGUUGUAACCCGCAACCGCAGCGAUGGCAGGAAGUACCCAGAGCUGGUGCUGGAGAAAGAACUGGAUCGGGAGGAGGAGCCAGAGCUGAGGUUAACCCUGACAGCCUUGGAUGGUGGCUCUCCUCCCCGGUCUGGGACCGCGCAGGUUCUCAUUGAAGUAGUAGACACCAACGAUAACGCACCCGAGUUUCAGCAGCCAACUUACCAAGUGCAAAUUCCAGAGAACCGCCCCACAGGGUCCCUGGUAGUCACAGUCUCAGCCAGUGACUUAGACAGUGGAGAUAAUGGAAAAGUACUGUACGCACUCUCUCAGCCUUCAGAAGAUAUCAGUAAAACAUUAGAAGUAAAUCCUGUAACAGGGGAAAUUCGGCUACGAAAAGAGGUAGAUUUUGAAACAAUUCCCUCUUAUGAAGUGGAUAUUAAGGCCACGGAUGGGGGAGGUCUCUCAGGAAAAUGCACUCUGCUCCUGCAAGUGGUGGACGUGAAUGACAACCCCCCAGAAGUGAUGCUGUCUGCACUUAACAGCCCAGUUCCAGAAAACUCUCCGGAUGAGGUAGUUGCUGUUUUCAGUGUUAGAGAUCCUGACUCAGGGAAAAAUGGAAAGGUGAUUUCCUCCAUCCAGGAGGACCUUCCCUUUCUUCUAAAACCUUCAGGAAAGAACUUUUACACUUUAAUAACCAAGAGAGCGCUAGACAGGGAAGAAAGAGAGCAAUACACCAUCAUCAUCACAGUCACCGAUAUGGGCACACCCAGGCUCACAACCCAGCACACCAUAACAGUGCAGGUCUCUGAUGUCAACGACAAUCCCCCUGCCUUCACACAAACCACCUACACCCUGUUUGUCCAGGAGAACAACAGCCCUGCCCUGCACAUAGGCACCAUCAGUGCCACAGACUCAGACUCAGGCUCCAAUGCCCACAUCACCUACUCUCUGCUGCCCACCCACGACCCACAGUUGGCCCUAGACUCGCUCAUCUCCAUCAAUGCCGACAACGGGCAGCUCUUCGCUCUCAGGGCGCUGGACUACGAGGACCUGCAGACCUUCGAGUUCCACGUGGGCGCCACAAACCAAGGCUCUCCUGCGCUCAGCAGCCAGGCGCUGGUGCGUGUGCUGGUGCUGGACGCCAACGACAAUGUGCCCUUCGUGCUCUACCCGCUGCAGAACGCCUCUGCACCCUGCACAGAGCUGCUGCCCAGGGCGGCAGAGCCAGGCUACCUGGUCACCAAGGUGGUGGCAGUGGACCGCGACUCUGGACAGAAUGCCUGGCUGUCCUUCCAGCUGCUCAAGGCCACAGAGCCCGGGCUGUUCAGCGUGUGGGCUCACAAUGGCGAGGUGCGCACCUCCAGGCUGCUGAGUGAGCGCGAUGCUCCCAAACACAGGCUGCUGCUGCUGGUCAAGGACAAUGGAGAUCCUCCAAGGUCUGCCAGUGUCACUCUGCAUGUGCUGCUGGUGGAUGGCUUCUCUCAGCCCUACCUGCCUCUGCCAGAGGUGGCGCGCGACCCCGCCCAGGAUGAGGAUGCGCUCACACUGUACCUGGUCAUUGCCUUGGCUUCUGUGUCUUCCAUCUUCCUGUUGUCUGUGCUGCUGUUCGUGGGGGUGAGGCUGUGCAGGAGGGCCAGGGCGGCCUCUCUGGGUGGCUGCUCUGUGCCUGAGGGACACUUUCCUGGCCACCUGGUGGAUGUCAGUGGGGCGGGGACCCUGUCCCAGAGCUACCAGUAUGAGGUAUGUCUGAUGGGCGAUUCUUCUGGGACCAGCGAUUUUAAAUUCGUGAAGCCAGUUCUCACUAGCUCCCUGCCCCAGUGCUCUGGGAAAGAAAUAGUGGAAAAUUCUACCCUCCGGAAUAGUUUUGGAUUUAAUCACUAUUAGAAAGCUCCUUACUAGAUACUUACUUCCUAAUAUUCUUGUUGAUUAGUUAAGUUCUGUAUACCUGUUACUAACAACAAUUUUAAUUUUCACUUUACUCAUCCGUGUUCAGGUUUAUGCUUAAUGUUGUAGGGCUGGUUUUACUCUUAUUUAUUGCAUAGAAUUUCUUCAUAGGAUCCCAGUAACUGAAAAGGCUUUAUCUACACAGUUAAAGUGAUUGUUAAAACUUUUCUACCACUUUGCCCUUGUUGACUUCAUUAGCUCUGCACAUUUCAUGUAAGCGUUCUGUUUCUAGACUUCUUGAACUAUUAAAAUAUUACACUGCUUGUUAUGUACACAUAUACUACUCUGGUAUUUCUGCAUUCCUUUUCUCUUCUGGCAGUCUUGUUGAUUACUCCUUGGUUUUCAUUAUAUAUAAUAGUUAUCUAAUGCCAUCCUAGUAUUUUAUAGUUCUAUUUCUCUUUGUUUAUAUAUCUUGAUUUAAAAUCUAUUUCUGUCAUAAGUAAUAGAAGCAUCUAGUCAAUCUGAGAACAAACAUAUUGUAAGAUAUUGUUUGUGUAGAUGUGUCUAAAUUUGUGGCCAUGAAGGCAAAUGUUGGCAUUCUAAGGCAUCAAACAGAAGCAUUUAAUAAUUUGCUUUAAUUCUGCAUGGAAACCUUAGAUAGACAUUGAGUUUUCAGUGGCUUACAAUCCAGUUGCAUUCUGCUGAAUAAACAGUAUAUGUGUAUCACCAAGCAGAUGUGGUGACUUUUCUGUGCAGCAGAGUUGGGGUUUGGGGCUCUAUCUAAUCUUUUUCAUGUACAUAUCCUAAGGUUCAAUCUAUAUCAUUUGC
Messenger RNA from Peromyscus eremicus (cactus mouse), 3400 nucleotides. RefSeq names its product protocadherin beta-16-like. The coding region runs from base 170 to 2572 and encodes 800 amino acids. Gene Ontology annotation, cellular component: plasma membrane. Lineage: Eukaryota; Metazoa; Chordata; Mammalia; Rodentia; Cricetidae. The record is from RefSeq and is a predicted model, not a curated record. Gene Ontology annotation, biological process: homophilic cell-cell adhesion. Gene Ontology annotation, molecular function: calcium ion binding. The transcript has a single exon.